AUGGAGAGAUCUGACCAGCCAUCGACUCGAAGUGGCGAAUGCCCUUCUCCUCCCGCUCGGUCAUUAUCUAACACUAGACAUGACCAAACUCCCCAAGCCUCCAAAGAUUGCAGCCGUAACUCAUACGGCACAUUCUCGGACGUUGUCAAGGAACAACCCACUUUUGGAAGUCCAGAGGAUAUGAAAUAUCAAUUGAGAAUCUCGCCUCAAGGAGAGACUUCCGAAGGGGCGUCUACGCGACGGAUUGCUCCAUGUACCUCGCCGUCCGAAGUUUCACAAGGUGACUCAGAGGAAUCUGAUAAUGUCGCAUGUGCAGCUCUACACGUCCUAUGUUAA
Molecule: messenger RNA, 336 nt
Organism: Kwoniella botswanensis
Lineage: Eukaryota; Fungi; Basidiomycota; Tremellomycetes; Tremellales; Cryptococcaceae
Exons: 2
Coding region: 1-336 (111 amino acids)
Source: RefSeq, a predicted model, not a curated record